CGGCCCUUACCUCUUACACCGACACCAACGGCGACUAUGUCGCCAACUUUCACUGUGCAGAUUACAUUUGAGCGCGCUAAGAACUUACCCGUGGCCGACAUUGCCACUCUAUCCUCCGAUCCAUUUGUCUUGGCCACACUCUCAGUACCAGACCCGGACGUAGAACCCCUAAAAUUCCGAACCCAUACUGUCCACCGCAACCGACAACCGGAAUGGAACUCUACCUGGUUCGUGGCUGGGGUGCCCAUGUCUGGUUUCAAGCUCUCCAUGCUUCUUUACGACGAAGAUCCUGGGGCCAAGUUCUCCUCUGACAGACUUGGCAAGGCAGUCGCGCGGUUUGGUGGAUCGCAGAUGCAUCAAGGUUUUGAGAGUCUCGACCAGGACUACACGUUGCAGAAACGCAAAGGCGACCUGCAUCCUUAUAUUCUGACAUACCUCACUGCAUUGUUACCCGGAGAGAAGCUACUAAAGCACAAUCGUGUGGUGGUGUCUGUGCGAAUUGUGCGAGAGCACGAGCCGGGCGAACAGCGACUUUACACGCUUGGUCCAAACCAUUACUCGCGACACUUCUCUCCCCUCAUUGGAUCCAUCUUCAACAGGACGAGUAAACAGAACACCGGUCAGGCUGAUGGGCAACGAGACGCACAAGGGCAUCGUUUGUCGGCCACCAACUUCGUGGCCAACAAGUUGCAGCUUACGGGCCCGGUCCCUGACAGCCUUCGUCAUCGCUAUGUUGGCUACAAACCGUUCAUUGACUGGAUGUUCUCUAAUUCUGGGGUGGCGGGCCACAUCUUACAUUACAGCCUGAAAAAGCAGUACCGGACUAUCUAUGCUUGCGACAAACGGACUGUCUGGGGGGUCGUCGACAACACUGGGGCCAAUCUGAACAAUAUCCGAGAUGGAGACAACCAGCCACGUCGUACGACGAGCGAUGGUUCUAUGUUCCAUGACCCCACACCCGAGUCCAGUGCCGCACUCGCCAAGCAGUUUCUGGAUAUGACUUCUUGGGGUGAAGGCUGGAAACUGUUCACAUAUGUGAUCACUCUUGACAGCGGUAACGAAUCUGAGAUCACUGAGAAGAAACGCAGCUUGACGAGCCGACAGAAUGGCGUUUCACCGAGACUGGACCCGAAUUCGCCAUUGAUAUGUUGAGCAAGCAUUCUAUGCAUGCAGACUUGGCUCAGGAAAUCGCGUACUCGGGCGAGUUUUUUGUGCGGCAUAUCAAGAGCGAGGACGAGAACGAGGACCGGUCACAUCAACCGAGUAGUAGCAAGACACAAAGCUCCCCCGAGAAAGAGCCAGCACCGUCAGAACAACGGCCCUCCGCAGACGGUCACAUCGCCCACACCUCAGAUCAUCCUCCCUCAUCAAAGAAUCCCAAGGAUUACGAGCUCGUCAUUGACAACGAUUCGGGCACGUAUCGGCCGAAUAAGGAUCUGCUGCCCGUAUUCCACGAUUGGUUAGCUGACCCACGUCGGCUAGGGGGACUUGGAGCAGUCAAGACGAUGGAUGGGUUCGACGAGGAGCUCAAAAAGAUGAAGGAAACACGGAAGAACCUCAGAGCAAUGUUGCGGAAAGGAAAGGGCGGGAAUGCGGUACCAGAGAGGCUGGUACCCGCCAGAAGUGGCAGCAGUGCAUUAAGCAUCAGCAGCGGUGAGCUGGACGCGGACAGUAUCAGUAGCCGUGAGGUCGCAGACGCCCUGCAAGAGAUGGAAAGAGAAAAAGGCGGACAGUCUAGUGGAGCGUAAACUAGGAAAUCUUGUACAAUUUACCACGGUUGCGCUUUAUGAUCAUUGGCUGAGAGCACUGUCCGGUCUUGUUCGCAGGGAGCCCGCGAGUG
Molecule: messenger RNA, 1840 nt
Organism: Mycena citricolor
Lineage: Eukaryota; Fungi; Basidiomycota; Agaricomycetes; Agaricales; Mycenaceae
Source: the annotation of a GenBank genome assembly